This is a messenger RNA of Melitaea cinxia (Glanville fritillary), 1734 nucleotides long. RefSeq lists its product as uncharacterized. The transcript has a single exon. NCBI's taxonomy places the organism in Eukaryota, Metazoa, Arthropoda, Insecta, Lepidoptera, Nymphalidae. The record is from RefSeq and is a predicted model, not a curated record. The coding region runs from base 1 to 1734 and encodes 577 amino acids.
AUGGAGGGAUCACUUCAAAUUUCAAACGCCACUAAGACCUCACCAACGGAUCGAGGUCAGGCAACAGAAUUGAUGUCACUCCAAAGAACAAACUUCCGAGCUUUUCAUCGACAAAUAAAUCGCUUGAAAGUAGAUGAAAUCCAAGACAAAUGGGAGCUGGAAGACGAGUUACGCAACAUACAAACGCGCUGGAACGCAAUAGACGCUUUGCACUUGCAAAUAGAUAAUAUCCUACAAGGAUCGGAUACCCAGUACGAUAGUGAGUUUUACGCCUACGAAGAUUCGUACAAGUCAAUCAAAAAGGCGUUGAAUCUUAAACUCACAUCGACCAUUCAUCACGAAAAAUCGACACCACAGAUCGACUUGCCUACGUUUACAGGCAAAUAUACGCAAUGGCCUACGUUUUAUGACUUAUACGUAGAAAGCAUUCACAAUAACAAUUUGAUUACAAAAAAUCAGAAGAUGCAACACCUAAAGAGCAAAUUACGAGGAGAUGCUGAACGAAUCAUCCAACAUCUAACUAUCUCAGCGGACAACUACGACACAGCGUGGGAAUUGUUGACACACAGAUAUAACAAUCCACAAUUGUUAUUUACUAAACAAAUCGAAAUCUUUAUCAAUCUGCCAGCCGCUCAAAAACAAUCAGCCUACGAGAUUAGACGUAUUUACGACACGUCAAUGGAAUGUAUCUACGCUAUUAAAAACUUGGGUAUCGAUACAAGUACCUGGGACCCAUUAUUAGUUCAUAUUAUUACAAAAAAGCUGGAUACAGUCACCUAUAACGACUACAAGGAAGCCCGGAAAAUGCCACGAGAAUUACCUUCACUCUCGGAGCUAAUGGACUUCUUAGAGAGCAAAUUCAUCGCUUUAGAACCAAGCGGCAUAAGAGAUAGAGAAAUGUCGUCAUCAUUCAAAAAAUAUAAUCAACAAAAAUCAGUUAAUAACAAGACUUACAAGCCUCAAUUCCAAAAAGAACAUCGGUAUGGAAAAUUAAUAAAUAAAGAAUAUCAAAGCGUUGCGACAUACAUGUCAAAUUGCCCGAUUUGUGACAAGAAACAUCCCUUAUACAAAUGCGAGAAAUUUAUCAAAUUAACACCGGGCGAACGUUAUCAAAUUAUCAAAGAUUUUAACUUUUGUCAUAAUUGUUUGUACGCACAUAACAAGAAUUUAUGUACGUCGAUGAAAAAAUGCAAACUAUGUAAAAAGAGUCAUAACACAAUGUUACAUGACGCCUAUACUAUAAACAUUAAUAAGCAGUCUACAAACUCGCUGACUGACAUGUCUAGUGGGUCAUCAACCCAACUGAAUACUCAAACUCCGCAAAAAUAUCAAAUGUCCUCCUGUGUCCUGAAUAGACAGGAUAGUACUAAGACUACUAAGAAAUAUGUGAAAAGUAAUAAGAAAUAUGAAAAGAACAAAACCAAAUUUUCUGUAAACGAGGCCCUUCUACGAGCCUUAUUAAAAAAUCAAACAAGUGUCAUAGAAGCGCAAUAUAACAUUCUUCAGAGGAAUGAAGAAAUAUUAAACAAGCAAUUUGGAAUACUACUGAAAUUUCUAACGAAUCUUUCUUUUGCUAGUAAUCGAACUGAGAAGAUAGCUAACAAUGAAUUACACAUUUUGUCAUCCUCAGUCUCAGCUAUGAUUAUAUCAAACCUACGACACUUGCAAGAAAGCGUUAUAAACACUUUAACAAGCCUCGCAAACUGUCAUUUAGACGAUCAUUUUUCUGCCUGA